CUGCAUUUUGUUUUCUCCUGCAUUCAGUUUUCCGCCUCCCCUGGAAAAACAACAACACCCAUUCUCGUUCACACCACACUUCCCCCUCCCCACAGGGGCGCGCCACCCCACCGGCAAAGUGCGCGGGCGGCCCCCGUUUCAACAUCAAAUGUCUCCGAUACGCAUCGUCCUUCUCGUCAUCUUCCUCCUACAUUUCGCCGCGGCGGCGACGGCGGCCUCCUCCGUCGAGCCGGAGGCGGACAUCCUGAUCGCCUUCAAAAACUCCCUCGACAACGCCGACGCACUCUCCAGCUGGGUGCAGGGCGGCUCGCCGCCGUGCAACGGCGACCAGGAGAAUUGGGUGGGGAUUUUCUGCGAGAAUGGAACUGUUUGGGGGCUCCAGCUUCAGAAUUUAGAGCUGGAGGGGGUAAUUGACGUCGACGUGCUCGCGAAAUUGCCCAAUUUGAGGACGAUGAGCUUUAUGAACAACAAAUUCGACGGGUCUUUGCCGAAUCUGUCGAAACUAACCAACAUGAAAUCGAUUUAUCUCUCGAACAAUGCUUUUUCCGGCGAGAUUUCGCCGAGUACUUUCUCGGGGAUGGAGUCGUUGAAGAAGCUUCAUUUGGCCAACAAUCAAUUCACAGGUCAGAUUCCGGCUUCUUUGAUUGUGCUGAAGAAGCUGAAGGAGCUGAUGCUGGAAAACAAUCAGUUCGAAGGCGAGAUUCCCCAGUUUCCGGCCGGCUUGAUUAGGACUCUCAAUGUUUCCAACAACAAACUCAUCGGCGAGAUUCCCCUCUCUCUCAGUAAUUUCCCUGCUUCUUCUUUUGACGGCAACAAAAUACUAUGCGGUGCCCCGCUGGCACUAUGCCCUCCCAAGCAGCACCUCACCCUCGGAUCAAUAAUUAUCGUCUCAAUCCUGGUGGCGGCGGCUUCUUCAGCACUCAUACUAGUAGUCUUCAUCCUCCGCCGCCGCAAGCAGAUCCCCCAGCCGCCGGAGGCGGCAGCCGCCGCCUACGGCCACCAGAAAAGACCAGACCUGGACAACAUGGAAACAGGCCAACUAUCCUCUGUUCCGGGCUCCGGCUCGUCCUCACCGGAGAAACUCCACCAUCACGGCGGCGGGGGCGGCAAGAAGUCGUCGGAACCGAGCGUGAAGAUCACGUUCCUGAAAGAGGAUAGGGUCAGGUUCGACAUGACGGACUUGCUCAAGGCGUCCGCGGAGAUCCUCGGCAGCGGCGUGUUCGGGUCCACGUACAAGGCGGCGUUAAACAAAGGUCAGGUGAUGGUGGUGAAGAGGUUUAGGCACAUGAACAAUGUGGAUAAAGGGGAGUUUCAUGAGCAUAUGAGACGGCUGGGGAGGCUGAGCCACCCGAACGUGCUUCCGAUUGUCGGGUUUUAUUACCGGAAAGAAGAGAAGCUUUUGGUCACCGACUAUGCCGAGAAAGUCAGCCUCGCCGUUCAUCUUCACGGGAUAUAUGGAUAUAUUCUGGGUUAUAAAAUCCUGACUCCGCAACUGCUGUAUCUAUCGGCCACAUGGCAGGCAAUAGAUCGCAGAGUCGUCCGGUGUCCAGACUGGCCGACACGGUUAAAAAUAGUGAAGGGAGUGGCGAGAGGGCUAAUGUACCUCUACAACGAGCUUCCGAGCCUGACGGCCCCACACGGCCACUUGAAAUCGUCGAACGUGCUCCUGGACGGGUCCUACACGCCGUUGCUGGCGGACUACGGGCUAGUGCCGGUGGUGAACCAGGAGCACGCUCAGGAGCACAUGAUCUCCUACAAGUCGCCGGAGUACAAGAGCAGCGGCCGCAUCACCAAGAAGACCGACGUGUGGAGCCUCGGCAUCCUCAUCCUCGAAACCCUGACGGGUAGGUUUCCGUCCAAUUUCCUGCAGCACAGCGGCGGCGGAGGCGGAGGCGGAGGCAGGGCGCCGGUGGCGGCGACGGGUGAUGUUGACGUGGCGGCGUGGGUGGAGGCCGCCGUGGGUGACGACGGCGACAACGUGGAGGUUCUUGACGCGGACAUGGAGAGGGACGAUCGUUCCGUGGUGGAGAUGAUGAAACUCUUGAAUAUUGGAUUGAGUUGCUGCCAGGUGGACGUCGACAUAAGGCCCGACAUUAAAGAAGCCGUCGAGAGGAUCGAAGAGGUUAAGGAAUAUUAAAAGAGUAC
Messenger RNA from Erythranthe guttata (spotted monkey flower), 2145 nucleotides. NCBI's taxonomy places the organism in Eukaryota, Viridiplantae, Streptophyta, Magnoliopsida, Lamiales, Phrymaceae. The record is from RefSeq and is a predicted model, not a curated record.